This is a messenger RNA of Aspergillus chevalieri, 1200 nucleotides long. RefSeq lists its product as uncharacterized. The transcript has a single exon. The record is from RefSeq and is a predicted model, not a curated record. Lineage: Eukaryota; Fungi; Ascomycota; Eurotiomycetes; Eurotiales; Aspergillaceae. The coding region runs from base 1 to 1200 and encodes 399 amino acids.
AUGGCGCCCAUAACACGCCAUUCAGUCAGAGGUAUAGCCUCCGGCUCGGCCCUUCACCGGGGCCAUCACCGGGCGCAAGUUAUAACCGCAUCUGCGAAGACCCACAGGCACCGUAAACCGAAAAAGCCAGAUAAACAGACAGAAGGGGAUCCAGGCGAGCCAAACGCCCCGCCUCCAGCUCCAACGCCUUCAAACAUGGACAUGGAGGUGGAAACUGAAGCCUCAAUGACCACGCUAGAGCCCCAGAGCCCAAAUGAGCAACUAGAUCUCGAGCUCACAAAACACGCCAGCAUCGCCCUACAAGCCCGGGCUGAGAGAGAAAAAGAAGAGGACAAGGAGAUAUUGGAGCUGCUAACUCUACUUGACAAAAAAGUCUCCUCUAUGAAACAGAGAAGCCUAGACAGGGCCUCCUCUUUUGGCAAUGCCCUCCAAAGCUUCGUGCACAACUAUUUCACCCAUUCCGGCACCAGUGCACGUGACCAAACCGCCACAGCCAACCAGGCCCCAGCUGGGGCUCCCCAAACAUAUGCAGCCACUGCCACCGAACCCAGUUCAGACAACAAAACUACAAGGAAACCCCAUAACACACCCCCUAAGCCAGAAAGGCCCCUACGCCUUUUCCUCCGGCUCCCAACAGACCACCCAGCCCGUCACGCCAGCCCACAUGUGGCACUACAAAAGCUACGCAGUAGCCUGGAUCCAGCGGUCACUGCUACCAUAAAAGAAAUACAACAUAUUCCCACAGGACUCGCCAUUGGACCUAAAGACGCCCAAAGCGGACAGAUCCUGCUCAACAAAAAGGAGGAGAUACAACAGGCAAUCCAAGGCUCUAACGCAGAGCUAGAACAGAGAUGGGCAAUCUUUGUCAUUCCCAGUGCCAUCAAACAAUACAUUGGCUAUGACGGUUCUAUUGUCACUGUAUCAGAGCAAGCAGCAAAGGAAGAAUUCAAGCUGCAGACAGGCACCAUGCCUCUAAAGCUACACUGGUCCAGGAAGAGCCAAGAACAUUCUCUCAAUACAGACAACACAGCAACAAUGGUCCUGGCAGUGCCAGAGACCUCUGCCCCCAGGAUCCCGCCUUGGAUCCAUUUUUUCGGCAAGAACCUCCGCAUUAGGCGCAAGAUCAUAACCCCCAAAGUCCAACAAUGUGCUGUUACAGACCUUGUCGUGUUAGACUCACGUGAUGACGCGGGGAGUUAA